UUCCCUCCUUUUAACAAAUAUCAAAACACAAACACAAACAAUCAAUGCAAACAUUCUCAAAACGAUCAAAGAACAACAUAUUAUCAUGAACAAGCUCUUGUUCUUCACCAUCAUCACCACCAUUAUCAUUGUUCUUACACCACAACAAGCAUUGAGCCACCACAAUGACACACAUGCACUCACCCUCUUCCGCCUCCAAGCCGACAUCCACGGCCACCUCCUCCCUAACUGGACCGGCGCCGACGCCUGCUCCUCGGCCGCGCCAUGGCGCGGAGUUUCUUGCUCCCCAAACAACCGUGUCACCACACUCUCCCUACCUUCCCUUAACCUUAGAGGACCCUUAACACCUCUCUCCUUCCUCACUCACCUUCGCUUUCUUGAUCUUCACGACAACCGUUUAAACGGCACCAUUGCACCUUUAAUCUCCAAUUGCACCAACCUCGUGCUUCUCUAUCUCUCCGGCAACGAUCUCUCCGGCGAGAUUCCACCGGAGAUAUCUUCUGUUGCCGGCCUCCUCCGCCUCGACCUGUCCGGCAACAACAUAGGUGGCAAGGUUCCAAAGGAACUGUUGAAUUUGACAAAGCUUCUUACUCUGAGGCUUCAAGACAAUGUGCUCAGUGGCUUCAUACCUGACCUUUCAUCUUCCAUGGAGAAUCUCAGUGAGCUCAACAUGACCAACAAUGAGUUGUAUGGAAAGUUACCUGACCAAAUGCUCAAGAAGUUUGGUGCUGAAAGCUUCUAUGGAAAUGAGGGUCUAUGUGGUGCAAGCCCACUACCUGUUUGUUCAUUUGCCAAUGAGAAUUCUCCUCCUAAUUAUGGUGGUGAAGAUGGUCAUGAUGAUGAUUUGGGACAAACUGUUCCUUCAAAUCCAAGCUCAAUGCCACAAACAAGUGAGGUUGCAAGGCCAGGAACACCACACCACCAUCAUAAAGGGUUAAGCCCUGGUGCCAUUGUAGCCAUUGUUUUGGCAAAUUGUGUUGCAUUGGUGGUGGUAACAUCUUUUCUUGUUGCUCAAUGUUGUGGAAGAGAAAGAGGGUCUAAUUCUGGUUCCUAUGUUGGAAGUGAGAGUGGUAAGAGGAAGAGUAGUGGAAGUAGUACUAGCGGCGGCUACGGCAGUGAAAAGAACAAGAACAAGAACAGGAACAAGAACAAGAAGGUUUAUGCAAAUGGUGUUGUUGUUAAUGGUGGUGGUGAUAGUGAUGGAACUAGUGGAAGUGAUGGAAGCAAGCUUGUGUUCUUUGAUAGGAGGAACCAGUUUGAGCUUGAGGAUCUGCUAAGAGCUUCUGCUGAGAUGCUUGGGAAGGGUAGUUUGGGAACUGUGUAUAGGGCAGUGCUUGAUGAUGGUUGCACUGUUGCAGUUAAAAGGCUUAAAGAUACAAACCCUUGUGUAAGGCAUGAAUUUGAACAAUACAUGGAGGUUAUAGGGAGGUUGAAGCAUCCAAACAUUGUUAGACUCAGAGCAUAUUACUAUGCUAAGGAAGAGAAGCUUCUUGUCUAUGAUUAUCUCCCCAAUGGAAGCCUCCAUGCUCUUCUUCAUGGGAACCGUGGUCCUGGAAGAAUUCCAUUAGAUUGGACCACAAGAAUAAGCUUGGUGUUAGGAGCAGCUAGAGGCCUUGCUAGGAUCCAUGCAGAGUAUAGUUCAGCCAAAGUGCCUCAUGGAAAUGUGAAAUCUUCCAAUGUGCUUCUUGACAAGAAUGGUGUUGCUUGCAUCUCAGACUUUGGUUUAUCCCUUCUAUUGAACCCUGUUCAUGCCAUUGCAAGGUUGGGAGGGUACAGAGCUCCGGAACAGGCCGAACAAAAGAGGCUGUCUCAGCAGGCAGAUGUGUAUAGUUUUGGUGUCUUGCUUUUGGAAGUCCUAACUGGAAGGGCUCCCUCAUCGGCUUACCCUUCCCCUGCUCGCCCUCGUGGUGGCCCAGACGACGAGGAAGAACUUGCUUUGGAUCUUCCUAAAUGGGUUCGGUCGGUCGUGAAGGAAGAGUGGACCGGUGAGGUGUUUGAUCAGGAGUUAUUGAGGUACAAGAACAUUGAGGAGGAGCUUGUUUCAAUGCUGCAUGUUGGGUUGGCUUGUGUGGCGCCGCAGCCGGAGAAGAGGCCAACGAUGGCAGAAGUUGCAAAGAUGAUUGAAGAGAUCAGGGUGGAGCAAUCACCCCUUGGAGAGGACUAUGAUGAAUCAAGGAAUUCACUUUCACCUUCCAUUCCCACCACUGAAGAUGGUAUAGCUUAAGUGUUAAGAGCACUUUUUAAUACCUAGUAUAUAUAAUUGAUGUCAUUGUAGAAUUAUUAGUUUAAGUAAGUAAAUUUCUCUGCUUCUCUUUC
Molecule: messenger RNA, 2316 nt
Organism: Arachis duranensis
Lineage: Eukaryota; Viridiplantae; Streptophyta; Magnoliopsida; Fabales; Fabaceae
Product: leucine-rich repeat receptor-like protein kinase PXC1
Exons: 3
Coding region: 86-2224 (712 amino acids)
Biological process (GO): protein phosphorylation
Molecular function (GO): protein binding; ATP binding; protein kinase activity
Source: RefSeq, a predicted model, not a curated record